This is a messenger RNA of Hemicordylus capensis (graceful crag lizard), 4970 nucleotides long. RefSeq names its product cytoplasmic FMR1 interacting protein 1 (gene CYFIP1). The coding region runs from base 347 to 4108 and encodes 1253 amino acids. Gene Ontology annotation, biological process: regulation of translation; axon guidance; regulation of actin filament polymerization. Gene Ontology annotation, molecular function: RNA 7-methylguanosine cap binding; small GTPase binding. The transcript is spliced from 32 exons. Lineage: Eukaryota; Metazoa; Chordata; Lepidosauria; Squamata; Cordylidae. The record is from RefSeq and is a predicted model, not a curated record. Gene Ontology annotation, cellular component: neuron projection; SCAR complex; synapse.
AGGAGCUGAGGGCCGUGCAGCAGCAGGCUGCCCUCCAGAGGGGAAGCCGAGGGUCUGGGACGGGACCGGGGAGGAGCUGGAGCGGGAGGAAGGGUGGUUCCUGGCACAGUUUCCCUGUUUGAGUGACUCAGACAGGAACCUCCCAAGCUUCGUGCGGCCCUGGGAAAGGCAAGCAGCCCGGGCGAGAACCACCCGCGGAGGCAGCGGCAGCGGCAGCACCCUCUCGUCGUUGCGUCGGGGGGUGAAGCCGAAGGGAGUGAUGACAGUGCCUCAGCCCCAUCGAGCAUACACUUUCUUCUGAACAUUUCCUACAUGUGGUGAUACAUGAGCCAGGAAGUGAAUCACAAUGACUGCUCAAGUUACCUUGGAGGAUGCUUUGUCCAAUGUAGAUCUUUUGGAAGAACUACCACUGCCAGAUCAACAACCAUGUAUCGAACCCCCUCCCUCGUCCUUGCUUUAUCAGCCAAACUUCAAUACCAAUUUUGAAGACAGGAAUGCAUUUGUCACAGGCAUUGCAAGAUACAUUGAACAAGCAACUGUUCAUUCUAGUAUGAAUGAAAUGUUGGAAGAAGGCCAAGAGUAUGCUAUUAUGCUGUACACAUGGAGAAGCUGCUCAAGAGCCAUUCCUCAGGUAAAGUGUAAUGAACAACCAAACAGAGUCGAAAUUUAUGAAAAAACCGUUGAGGUUUUGGAGCCAGAAGUCACAAAGCUGAUGAAUUUUAUGUAUUUUCAGAGGAAUGCUAUUGAAAGAUUCUGUGGGGAGGUGAAGCGUCUGUGUCAUGCAGAGAGGAGGAAGGACUUUGUCUCUGAAGCCUAUCUGAUCACUCUUGGAAAAUUUAUCAACAUGUUUGCUGUUUUAGAUGAACUGAAAAAUAUGAAGUGCAGUGUGAAGAAUGAUCAUUCAGCUUACAAGCGGGCUGCCCAGUUUCUACGUAAAAUGGCUGAUCCUCAGUCUAUCCAAGAAUCCCAGAACCUCUCCAUGUUUCUUGCCAAUCACAACAAGAUUACACAAUCUUUGCAGCAACAGCUUGAAGUGAUUCCUGGCUACGAAGAGCUGCUUGCAGAUAUUGUGAACUUAUGCGUAGAUUACUAUGAAAACAAAAUGUACCUAACACCUAGUGAGAAGCACAUGCUCCUAAAAGUAAUGGGCUUUGGCUUGUACCUGAUGGAUGGAAGUGUCAGUAACAUCUAUAAAUUGGAUGCCAAGAAAAGAAUAAAUUUGACCAAGAUUGACAAGUUUUUUAAGCAGCUGCAAGUAGUUCCACUGUUUGGUGACAUGCAGAUUGAACUUGCAAGGUACAUUAAGACAAGUGCCCACUAUGAAGAAAAUAAAUCUAGAUGGACAUGCACUUCUUCCAGCAGUAGUCCCCAGUACAACAUCUGCGAACAGAUGAUUCAGAUCAGAGACGACCACAUGCGUUUCAUUUCAGAACUGGCUCGUUACAGCAAUAGUGAGGUAGUGACUGGAUCAGGCCGCCAGGAAGUUCAGAAAACAGAUUCAGAGUAUCGAAAACUCUUUGAUCUUUCUCUUCAAGGUCUACAGCUUCUGUCUCAGUGGAGCGCACACGUUAUGGAAGUGUAUUCAUGGAAACUGGUGCACCCAACUGACAAAUACUCUAACAAAGACUGCCCAGAUAAUGCAGAGGAGUAUGAAAGAGCAACACGAUACAAUUAUACCAGUGAAGAAAAGUUUGCUCUCGUUGAGGUUAUUGCAAUGAUCAAAGGACUGCAGGUAUUGAUGGGCAGGAUGGAAAGUGUCUUCAAUCAUGCUAUUCGACAUACCAUCUAUGCUGCUCUCCAGGACUUUGCCCAAGUCACGCUUAGAGAACCAUUGAGACAGGCUAUCAAAAAGAAGAAGAAUGUCAUCCAAAGUGUUCUCCAGGCCAUCAGAAAGACUGUGUGUGAUUGGGAAGGUGGGCGUGAGCCAUUUAAUGACCCUGCAUUGAGGGGGGAGAAGGAUCCGAAAAGUGGUUUUGACGUCAAAGUCCCGAGGCGAGCAGUGGGACCCUCUAGUACCCAGCUUUACAUGGUGAGAACCAUGUUAGAGUCCCUCAUUGCUGACAAAAGUGGUUCCAAGAAAACCUUGAGAAGUAGCCUUGAGGGGCCCACCAUAUUGGACAUAGAAAAAUUCCACCGAGAGUCUUUCUUCUACACUCACUUGAUAAAUUUCAGUGAAACCCUGCAGCAGUGCUGUGACUUGUCCCAGCUAUGGUUCAGAGAGUUCUUUUUGGAAUUGACAAUGGGCAGAAGAAUCCAGUUCCCCAUUGAGAUGUCUAUGCCUUGGAUUCUGACUGAUCACAUUUUGGAGACCAAGGAAGCAUCAAUGAUGGAGUAUGUACUAUAUUCUUUGGACCUUUACAACGAUAGUGCUCACUAUGCACUUACCAAGUUCAAGAAGCAGUUCCUUUAUGAUGAAAUUGAGGCAGAGGUCAACUUGUGCUUUGACCAGUUUGUCUACAAACUGGCAGAUCAGAUAUUUGCAUACUACAAGGUUAUGGCAGGAAGCCUACUUCUGGAUAAAAGAUUAAGAUCUGAGUGCAAGAAUCAGGGCGCGACAAUUCCAUUGUUAGCAUCCAACCGGUAUGAGACACUGCUGAAGCAGAGGCAUGUCCAGCUUCUUGGUCGGUCAAUAGAUCUGAACCGCCUGAUCACGCAAAGAAUUUCAGCUGCCAUGUACAAAUCAAUGGAGUUGUCGAUUGGCCGCUUUGAGAGUGAAGAUUUGACCUCCAUUGUGGAGUUAGAUGGAUUGGUAGAAAUAAACAAGAUGACACACAAACUCCUGAGCAGAUAUAUGACUUUGGACAGUUUUGAUGCCAUGUUCAGAGAAGCCAACCAUAACGUAUCAGCUCCCUAUGGAAGGAUCACACUUCAUGUCUUCUGGGAGCUCAACUAUGACUUCCUUCCAAAUUACUGUUACAAUGGGUCCACUAACAGGUUUGUUCGAACAGUACUGCCCUUUUCCCAGGAAUUCCAGAGAGAUAAGCAGCCUAAUGCACAGCCCCAGUAUCUUCAUGGAUCAAAGGCUUUGAAUCUAGCAUACUCGAGCAUUUAUAGCAAUUACAGGAACUUUGUUGGUCCACCUCAUUUCAAAGUUAUCUGCAGACUUCUGGGAUAUCAAGGUAUUGCUGUGGUAAUGGAAGAACUGCUGAAAGUUGUCAAGAGUCUGUUACAAGGCACAAUCCUGCAAUAUGUGAAGACCUUAAUGGAAGUGAUGCCAAAAAUCUGUAGAUUGCCCAGACACGAGUAUGGGUCCCCAGGUAUUCUGGAAUUCUUUCACCAUCAGCUGAAGGAUAUUGUUGAGUAUGCAGAAUUGAAAACUGUGUGUUUCCAAAACUUGCGAGAAGUGGGGAAUGCUAUUCUCUUCUGCCUCCUCAUUGAGCAAAGCCUGUCCCUCGAGGAAGUGUGUGAUCUGUUGCAUGCGGCACCAUUCCAGAAUAUUUUGCCAAGAGUUCAUGUCAAAGAGGGUGAAAGACUUGAUGCUAAAAUGAAGAGACUAGAAUCAAAGUAUGCUCCACUCCACCUUGUUCCACUGAUAGAAAGACUAGGAACACCUCAGCAAAUUGCCAUAGCAAGAGAAGGAGAUUUGUUGACCAAGGAACGCCUCUGCUGUGGCCUAUCCAUGUUUGAAGUCAUCUUGACCAGAAUCCGGACCUUUCUUGAUGAUCCAAUCUGGCGUGGCCCUCUUCCCAGCAAUGGUGUGAUGCACGUGGACGAAUGUGUGGAAUUUCACCGCCUGUGGAGUGCAAUGCAGUUUGUGUACUGUAUACCUGUAGGAGCACAUGAAUUCACUGUGGAGCAGUGUUUUGGAGAUGGACUGCACUGGGCUGGCUGUAUGAUUAUCGUGCUUCUGGGGCAGCAGCGUCGGUUUGAUGUCCUGGAUUUCUGCUACCACUUACUGAAAGUACAGAAGCAUGAUGGCAAAGAUGAGGUCAUAAAGAACGUGCCUUUGAAGAAAAUGGUUGAGAGAAUCCGCAAGUUCCAGAUCCUGAAUGAUGAGAUCAUUACUAUAUUGGACAAGUAUUUAAAGUCUGGUGACGGAGAAGGCACCCCAGUGGAGCAUGUCCGCUGCUUCCAGCCUCCCAUUCAUCAGUCCUUGGCUAGCAACUAGAACAGAUCCACCGCCUUGUUCUCCUUUUGGCAACAGGACACAGUGUUUCCAGUAUUGCCUAAGCCUUCUGAAAGGAGCAGGUCUUGUUUCAAAACACAAUAACUGUACACGGGUUUUUAAAGAAAACUUUUUAUAUACUUUUGAUAAGAGGCUUUAGAAUGCAACCUGUUUUUAGUCUUAAAACCCUUUGAAUAUCUCUAGCUGUUGUAAUCAUUUUGGAAUAGUUUGGUGUAUAUUGGGUUUGUCUUCACUUGUUCAACUAUUAGUAAGAAUGAAAAAUUAACAUUUGUAGAGGUGUAUUUUGUAACUUACAUUAAUUAAUAAUUAAGCUACUCACCUAACCUCUAAGGAAACGCUUUUCUUUUUUGCAACUCUAUGAAUAUUUUUAUUCACUGAAAUAUUUUCUCUAGGAACAUCUGUGGCCCCAAUUGUAAUUAUCUUUGGAAAUAAAGGUUUUAAGGGGAUUUUUUUCAAACAAACAAACAAGACUAUAAGAUGGAAGUAAUAGUUUAUUUUAAAUGUGUCAAAUUGGAGGCCAGUUUUGUAGCACCAGUUCAUACAUUUAACAACUUAGUGGCUUCUGCUGGUGCUUUUUAAAGCUUCUAAUACAAAAUGGAGAGAUUUAAAGCCUGUUUUCUAUAUUACAUUGGAAGGAGAGUGAGCACACUUUGGAUACUUAAAUUAGAAUUAUACCCUUUUCCAAGUUUUGUUCAUGCUCAGAAAAGGACUGUGUACUCCACUACAUCUAGCUCUUUCUGUUGCUAAGCCUGUGAAUAUUUAUGAUUUUACUUUUAUGAAUCAUGGUUCAGUUGCUUAAACACUCCUGAAACUAAACUCUGAAUUAAAAACAUAUUAAAUACAA